AUGUAUACUUGGAGUAAUAAACAUGGUGAUAAUACUUUUACAAAAGAAAGGCUGGACAGAGCAGUUGCAAACCCUCAGUGGUCUGAAUCCUUCAGAUUUAGAGAAGUUGAGGUUUUACCAGUAGCACAAUCUGACCAUAAAGCCCUCCUGCUUAAUAUGAGGCAUGAAUUGACAGUGCAAAGAAUGAGAAGGAGAGUUUUCAGAUUUGAAGCAAAGUGGAUUCGAGAUGAAGAAGGAGAGCUUGUGGUAGAUGGAAAAUGGAAGAGAUGGGUAGUAGGUGAUAGUUUCUUAAAAAGAGUACAAGGAAAGCUGUUGAGCUGUCAAGGGGACCUGAUUCGAUGGAGUUCAAGAAGAGAUAAGGUGUAA
Molecule: messenger RNA, 366 nt
Organism: Carya illinoinensis
Lineage: Eukaryota; Viridiplantae; Streptophyta; Magnoliopsida; Fagales; Juglandaceae
Exons: 1
Coding region: 1-366 (121 amino acids)
Source: RefSeq, a predicted model, not a curated record